Messenger RNA from Prunus armeniaca (apricot), 276 nucleotides. The record is from the annotation of a GenBank genome assembly. NCBI's taxonomy places the organism in Eukaryota, Viridiplantae, Streptophyta, Magnoliopsida, Rosales, Rosaceae.
AUGGAGCGUGGGGCCCUGAGGCCACGUGGCGAUUCAACCAUAGCUUUUUUAAGCCGUGUCUUUUACGGCCUUUGGCCUCGGCCUUUGGCCUCGGCCUUCAAUAAUGCGGAAGGCGAAAUGCUUGACGAAACGGUAGGUGCCAGGGUCGAAGGGAAGUCCCUUCAAUCACUUCAUGACCGUGAUUUAUUAGGCACAAACAAAGACCAAAACGGAAAGAAAUCUGCAACUCUUAUUUUGGUCGUCGAUCGAGAUAGCCUAGAUUCGGAGGUGAUCUAA